GGUCCCUUUUAAGGAGCUCCACCCCGGGCUGAGCCAGGGUGGAGCCGCCGGGCUGUUCACACCUCUCCGCGGCUGCGAGCGAGCGAGCGAGCGGCGCGGCGCGUGUGGGGGUUCGCGGCGCGGCGGCCGGAGCCGGGCGGGCGGCGGUGAGCAUGAUCCUGCCCGCGGAGGGGAUGAGCGCCGCGCACCCGCGCCGGAGCCCUCCCCGCGGCGCCUGGCCGUCCGGCGGGUCGGGCCACGCGAAAACGGCACCCAAGAUGAGCUCGUCGUCGCUGCUGGCCGAGGGCCCCAUCGACCCACCCGUGCUGCUCUCGGACAUCAAGAUGGAGCCCCCCGAGGAGCUGCUGGCCAGCGACUGCAGCCAGCCGCAAGCCGAACCCGUGGACCUGUCCCUCAACAAGUCGAAGCCCUUGGUGCCAGCUGCACCCCCACCCCCUGUGUCGGUCCAGUCCUCGCCCAUGCUGGUGGCUCCCCCCAUCCCGGCGCCGACCGUGUCCAUCUCGCCCUCGGGCCUGAGCUCCACCUCCGCCAUCCCGGCUGUCCUGUCUCCUGGCUCCAUCCUGGCAUCCACGCAGGGCAGCGGUGGGCAGCAAAUCCUCCACGUCAUCCACACCAUCCCCUCCGUCAAUUUGCCCAGCAAGAUGGGCAACCUACAGACUAUCCCCGUGGUGGUGCAGUCCCUGCCCGUCGUCUACACCACCAUGCCCACGGACGGCGUCACCGCCAUCACCGUCCCACUCAUCGGGGGCGACGGCAAGAACGCCGGGUCCGGACCAUUCCAGCUUCCCGUCAUGAGAAGUCCCCAGCGUUUCUUAUCGGGGGGCCUGGCCUGGAUCUCGGCUCCUCUGGGAACGGGGUGGCACCUGGCAGAGGAGGGGCAGGCAGCUGAAAGGAGCCAGCCCCCAGCAAUGGGCGAAGUGAAAAUCGACCCCAGCUCCAUGUAUCCCAUGGACAUGAACAGUGACAGCGAGGACAGCGUCUCGGAGAGCGGCCCAGCCCCCUUCCAGGACCUGCAGAGAGAGUCGGCCGUGGCGCGGAUGCAGCGGGCCGAUUCCCCCGACCUGAAGAAGCGGCGGAUUCACCAGUGCGACUUCGAAGGCUGCAACAAGGUCUACACCAAAAGCUCCCACCUCAAAGCCCACCGGCGGAUACACACAGGUACGGGUGAGAAGCCCUAUAAAUGCACCUGGGAAGGCUGCACCUGGAAGUUCGCCCGCUCCGAUGAGCUGACCCGGCAUUUCCGCAAGCACACGGGCAUCAAGCCCUUCCGCUGCUCGGACUGUGACCGCAGCUUCUCCCGCUCUGACCACCUGGCCCUGCACCGCCGGCGGCACAUCAUGAUGUGAGGAGCAAGGCCCCGAGGCACGUGACUGGGGAGACGGUGGGGGAGAGUGAAAGACGGGGGCGCUCCCCGCUCCCCCAGGUGCAGCGUAAAGACUGCAGGGCAUGGGAGCGAGCGAGGCCCGUCUCUGCCCAGCGAUGAGCGAACUGUGGCUACCUGCAUCUCCAAGAGUGGAACCACCCCCGUUACCCCCCACAGGUGCAAGAUGUAAAAAAAGAUGGUUUCCAGACUGAUCCUCCUUCUCUCUUGCUCCUGUUUCUUCCUCUUCCUGGACUACUUCUCCCUCCUUUCAACAUCUGGAGGCCCCUCCUCUAUUUCUCACCCCGGAUUCAUCCAGCAGCUGCCUCUGGACCUGUGUGUCUGCCCUUCAGCCUCUUGCCCACCUCCGCGCACGCAUGGAGACAUGCGUGUCUGCUUACGGCUCUCUUCCCCUGCACGCAAAGCUCCUCUGCUCUCAGUCCGCCGUGGAUGCAACCUCGCCUGGCUGGCAAGAUGGUGGAGACCUGGCAGGGAUGAUGGAGGCAGGGCGGGCUGUGGGAUCGGCCCCGCGCGGUCGCGCUCUGCCUCUUUCUAGGCCAUGGUACGCGCAGCAAGGCGCUGGCUCCCCUUCGCCAGCCUGCCCCUGGCUCCCUGCGUGUCCCCGUUCCCCCGCCUCGUCCCCAGCCACCUGGGUGCUCAGGAGAAGGGGUGCCCGGCUCUGGCAUGGCACCUCCUUUUGCAUCCCCCUGCACCUGCUGGGCUUCACGGGAGGUGCCGGCGGCGUGCAGGAGGGCUGCGGAAGAAAACAAAAAGCAGGAGGAGAAAAAACCCCCACCGACAAAAAAGGGAAACUUCGCGGAACGUGGAACUGUGAUUUUAUUGAGUUUUAAGGGGGGUGGGAGGGGGCAGGGAGGGGAGGGCAGGGGCGGCCAGGUCUCAGUUUUUGAAGACUAGGGGACAACUGAACCAUUUCUAACUUAAAAAGGCAGCAGCCUUCAUACA
Molecule: messenger RNA, 2323 nt
Organism: Dromaius novaehollandiae (emu)
Lineage: Eukaryota; Metazoa; Chordata; Aves; Casuariiformes; Dromaiidae
Gene: KLF8
Product: KLF transcription factor 8
Exons: 6
Coding region: 153-1346 (397 amino acids)
Biological process (GO): regulation of transcription by RNA polymerase II
Molecular function (GO): DNA-binding transcription factor activity, RNA polymerase II-specific; RNA polymerase II cis-regulatory region sequence-specific DNA binding
Source: RefSeq, a predicted model, not a curated record